Molecule: messenger RNA, 2397 nt
Organism: Mycotypha africana
Lineage: Eukaryota; Fungi; Mucoromycota; Mucoromycetes; Mucorales; Mycotyphaceae
Product: tubulin-tyrosine ligase family-domain-containing protein
Exons: 8
Coding region: 128-2209 (693 amino acids)
Biological process (GO): protein modification process
Source: RefSeq, a predicted model, not a curated record
AUUUUUCUUUCUCAGCCAAUAAAAAAAAAAAGGCUGUGGAAGACAGAGGAUGAAGAGAUACUCGUACCAUCUAAAAAACAAAUACUGAAUUGGAACGUCCCCUCUAAAACGAACUCUUCAGAAUACAAUGUCCUCUGCUUUUGAAUCAUUUGUAGUUGUGCAUCAAUAUCAAUUAAGCACUAUUCCUAAGGAAUUAUGGGAGACUCUAUUUAUGAAGCUGGGCGAAGACUAUCUUGAUGCGGGAAAUUUUGUUGAACUUCAUCAAGGUGAUCGUGUUGAAGGAUACUCUCUUCACGUCAAAGCAGACCAAUGUUUGAAAAAACAUAGUGAUGUUUUCCUUAUUGAUCACGCUUGGACGACUUCACCCGAGACAGCAAAAGAAGAAUUACGUGCGAAUGCAAAUCUAUUAAACCGUUUGGAAAACUUGAUGGACAUCGUUGUCGAGGAUGCACCCGCGGAUUCCGAUGACAAGAAUGACGAAGAUAUAAAACCUGAUUCAGAUCUUAUUGAUUUAGUUGCUGAACAGGCCAAUGUCAGCAAAAAGGAAGCUGAGCUUGCAUUGAUUGCCGAAAACAAUGAAAUUAUCAACGCUAUCACGCGCUUAACUAUUGACCCUGAUGUUAAAGCAGAAGCGGAUAGGUUGCAAGAACAAGUGAUGGGUCAAAUGCUCGCUAGCGGGAGACCUCAAGAAAAAGAGGAGAAAGAGAACAAAGAAAGAUUAGAACGAAGAGAAAAAAGAGAGAAAGAAUGGGUUGAACGUCGAAUUGAAGCUGUAUAUAGCAAGAUGUGGUCUUUUAUUCAAACAUACACCUAUAGUGUCCUUCAACAAGAUGGUCAACUAGCACCUCAAACAGCUUGGUAUGUGAAUGAUGAGGUUGGCUCGGCUAUUUGUCAUUCAGAAGAUCCCAACGUUGUUUGCGUACCAUUUAUCUUUUCAAGAGGUGCGAGCGGUAUGAUUCCUUACAGUGUCUUUUUCCCUAUCAAGGAUAUUGAAGGAGGCGAAAUUAUCACUUGUGAUCUUCUACCCAAAACGCUCGAUCGGGAAAUCGACAAGGUUGCCUAUUUAUACGCUAUCAAAGAAAGACUGUUGUCUCCAAGCAUAAUUGAGGAAAAGAGAAAAGAUCUUAUCCAGCAUUUCGAGACGGAGCAAGCAAGAUUAACCGAGCAGACGUUGUCUUCAAAGUCUUCAAAAUCUUCAGAAAUAACUUCUACUGAGAAAGUACUGGAAUUAUUGAAGAAAAAUUCUGGGAGUGAAAAAUCCACGCCUAUACAUGUAUACACAGAUACACCAUUUAUUCAACAGUUCCUAAAGCUAGAGAAUGUUGUAUUCACGAACGACCAAAGUAAAGCUGAUAUUAUUUGGAGUAGCAGUGACUUUAAAGAUUGGGACGCUGUCAAACCUCAUCAAAUUGUGAACCAAAUUCCCAAUGAACAGUGUAUUACGUUUAAGCAAAACUUGGCUGAAUUGAUCUGCAAAACCUACGGUUCCCCCUCUUGGUUCCCCCGAACUUACAACUUAAUGACACAACUGGCAGAAUUUGUUGGCGAUUAUCUUAAUUGUGAUAAAACCAGCUCAGAAAAUAAUCUAUGGAUCACUAAACCUUGGAAUAUGGCCAGAAGUCUGGGCCUUGAUGUCACUAGGAAUUUAGCACAAAUCAUACGCCAACGUGAUGGAUCAGUGCCUAAAAUUGUUCAGCGUUAUAUCACAAAUCCUUGUUUAUACAAUGGCAAGAAGUUUGAUCUUCGUUAUAUUGUAUUAGUUCGACGUACAGAGCCUGAACUUGUUGCAUGUGUUUAUAAUAUGUUUUGGACACGUUUAGCCAACAAAAAGUUCAGCUUGGAUGAUUUAAACGACUAUGAGCGUCAUUUUACGGUGAUGAAUUAUUCCAAUUAUCAAAUGACGCAGCUUGAUCACAAGAGUUUUAUCUUCAACUUGGAGAAGCAGCACGGUCUGAAAUGGGAUAAGAUUCAAAAAGAUAUUAAUGCUGCCAUAAAAGAUAUCCUAGUUGCAGCUACCAGUACCGAGCAACCUUUAGGCUUAGCUGGAGAAAAUGCUAAAUCAAGCAAUACUUUCAGUUUAUAUGGCUUUGAUGUCAUGCUAACGGAUGAUUUCAAACCAGUCAUCCUCGAAGUUAAUUUCUCGCCCGACUGUACGAGAGCUUGCCAGGUAAAAAUUUCAGUUACUGUGGACAUGAGUGCAUCAUUUUAACUUCUUUUAAAUUUUAAAUCAUUGCUGCCCUGAAUUAGUACGAUCCUGAAUUUGUGAACAACAUUUUUAGUCUUAUUGAUUGCAAGCUGGGUGAUAUCAACAAAAGUUUAGAUGCUUUCACAAUUUUGUAGAACGGGAGUUUUAUUCAUAGAGACAGAGGCUGUUUUGUGCAAAAUAAAAGAAUGACA